AUGGCUUCCCUGAGAUGGUGGCUCUCUAUCGCUCUUUAUACAGGCCUCGGACGAGCCGUUGCAGGUAGUGGCUCUACGAGCGGCGACGUGACCUGUACCGACACCACUGUAUCAACCAAUCUUCUCUCGAACCCAUCCUGGGAGGACGGCUUGAGCCCAUGGUCAUACUACUAUCCGCGCACAACCACGACCGCUCAAGCAAUUGAUGGCUCUCAGUCGCUAUUAACCAGUGGCGUAUACCCGUUUCAGUACAUCUACCAAACAAUAUCAGGUCUGGUCCCAGGUACUACCUAUCAAGCAUCUGUCGACUUCAUGGUAGUGAUCACCAAUGCGGCUAUCACAGAGUUCUGCACUGUAGAUCUCUACCAUGACUCUGCCUCGGCGGCUAACCUCAUCAACGGAAACACCGCGAGUUACAGGAGCACCAACAGCCAGUGGCUCACUCUGAGCGGCCCAUUCACCGCAACAACAGAAAGUCACAUUUUUGGCAUUUACAUAACUUGUUCCCCAUAUCGCAUUGCCCAAGUUGCUAUCUACAUAGAUAACGCCAAAUUCAUUCUUGAUACAACUACACAAGCUUGCACUACUACCACGCGAACGUCGACACCUACCUCGACUCCUCCGGCGUCCACACCAUCACCACAGCCCUCAAGUCCGAUCCCUAGCAUUGCGUCCUCAUCACCCAUUGCUCAUUCGAGCUCAGCUAUAUUAAUAUCAACAAGCACACUCCUUCUACAGAGCUCUUCACCAGUACUGCCAUCGUCGAUCCCUUCGCAGAUACCAUCGGCAUCCACACCAUCACCACAGCCCUCGAGCCUGGUCUCUAGCAUUGCGUCCUCAUCACCUAUUGCCCAUUCGAGUUCCACCGCUCCCAUAUAUCCCUCAUCAUCUUUUAAUCCAUCGAGGUCAAAUACUUUCGCACCGACGAGCACACCUCUUUUACCCAGCUCUUCAUCGGUAUCGCCGUCAUCGGUCCCCCCAACCUCCCCCCCUAUCAAUCCACACACAUCUGUAUCGUCAGUGUCAAGUCAGUCUAUCGGACACGGCUCUAGUCCUGUCAUUCCUUCAGCUCCUCCCUCUGUCUCAACUGGAUCCAAUUCCCUCGCAGCAACCACAUCUACCGCGACAAGCACGGAGUUGCAAUCUACCCCUCCAAUCUCAAACCCGGUAGGCAUCUCGAUCUCUAGUUCAUCGACUAUUUCCUUUGUUCCUUCGUCUUCUUCCACGUUGGAUCCUUUCUCCACGACCGUUAUUUCGACAGAAUCAAACCAACAACUCCCAUCGACAGGUCCUCUGGAACCUAAUUCAUCACCUCCACCUAUUGAUCUUCCCUCAACGACAUCUUCCGGCCACAUCACAUCUUCCAAUGUUGAAUUGACAACUUCUACCAUCUACAGUACUCGUACCUCUACCAUCACCGCCUGUCCUUCGAGUAUUAUAUAUUGUCCAGCACGGUCACGAACCACAUAUGUCACGACUGAGACGAUCUACGUAUCGACUACAGUCUGUCCAGUAGCCGAAAAUGAACCUACUGCGCAGGUUACUACAGAGCUAGCGGCAUUGACUACCGUUUACGUGAUUACCGAGAAAGUAACUUCUCUGCCGACAGGUAUCCCCUUCAUCUCCGUCUCCGUGUCACCAAUCUUGAGCACCCGUACCGCUACAUUCACCUCCUGCCCUCCUGAAGUGACAGGCUGUUCUGCCAACCCAGCUGCUCCCCAGAUCGUGACAGAGACCCUCCUUGUCGGAGAGUCUACAUAUACGCUAUCUGAAACAGCAGUUGCGACUUAUCCCGCUCAUCCCCAGGUUGGAUCAACUGCUUCGUCCCGUUUGCUUUCUUCUGUUCCUGUGAGCUACACUACACUUUCUGUUUCUAGUACUUUGCCAAAAGCCUCGACCUCUACGGGCACAUCCGAUUUGCCUGCGUUCAAUGGUGCUGAAUUGUUGGGUCAUCCAAGAAGCUUGGCUCAGAUCAUUAUCUCGGUUUCCAUCGCAGCCCUUGCGCUCUUAUGGCUCUAG
Talaromyces amestolkiae is the source of this 2019-nucleotide messenger RNA. RefSeq lists its product as uncharacterized. The record is from RefSeq and is a predicted model, not a curated record. The transcript has 2 exons. Gene Ontology annotation, molecular function: hydrolase activity, acting on glycosyl bonds. NCBI's taxonomy places the organism in Eukaryota, Fungi, Ascomycota, Eurotiomycetes, Eurotiales, Trichocomaceae. The coding region runs from base 1 to 2019 and encodes 672 amino acids.